Molecule: messenger RNA, 1971 nt
Organism: Rhodotorula toruloides NP11
Lineage: Eukaryota; Fungi; Basidiomycota; Microbotryomycetes; Sporidiobolales; Sporidiobolaceae
Product: amidohydrolase family protein
Exons: 12
Coding region: 1-1971 (656 amino acids)
Molecular function (GO): hydrolase activity, acting on carbon-nitrogen (but not peptide) bonds
Source: RefSeq, a predicted model, not a curated record
AUGUCUCUGAGGCACCGCAAGAGCGUGGGAGACCCGGUACAGACGCCCACAGCCCAGCCGAUACCCUCCUCACGACGAACUACCCCCACCUCCUCCUCCUCACGACUCCGCAUCCUCCUCUUCGCCGCGCCUCUCCUGCUCGGAUGGUACCUCGUCUCCAUCCGCAACGCGGGCGUAACGACACUCAAGCAGCCGCCGUUCCGCUAUGCAGUUUGCUCGCCCUCUAGCUCGAAAAAGGCUCAAAUCGUUACGAUGGACGAGAGUGAGGGGGGCCGGUCGCUAAGAGUCGAGUGUAUUGUAGUCGAUGAGGGAAAGAUUGUUGCGACAGGGACGAGGGGGGAAAUCAGGGAGGAAUGGGGAGACUUGGAGACGACUGGACGCGGAGUGCGCAUCUUCUGGCUGGGAAAGGACGAGACGGUGCUGCCGGGACUCAUUGACGCUCACGCCCACGUCCUCCAGCAAGGAGAAGCAGCCAAUUCUGUCGACCUCGUCGGCGCGACAUCCGUUGCUGAGGUCGUCGAUCGCAUCGCCGCCUUCGUCUCUGCCGACCCGGAACUCGCGAAGGACCGGACAAAGUUCGUGAUGGGCCUGGGAUGGGAUCAGACCAAGUUCAAGGAGACUGGCGGAGACUUCCCGACCGCUGCCGACCUCGAGCGGGACCCUCGACUCGCAGGUCGACCAAUCUACCUAAAGCGGAUCGACGUCCACGCCCUCUGGGUCUCGCCCGCCGUCCUCGCCUUGCUUCCGCCUGAUCUGCCAGCAGUCGUUCCAGGCGGACAGAUCGUGCGCGACCCGGCAACGGGCAAACCUACUGGUGUCUUCCUCGACAACGCCAUGGACUACAUCAACGCCGUCAUCCCACCCUGGACCUCCUCCUCCCGCCUGCGCUUCCUCCUCUCGACCUCUCGUUCAAUGCUCGCCCAUGGCCUCACAGGAGUCCACGACGCCGCCCUCGCGCCCGCCGACGUCCGCUUCCUCCGCGACCUCGACAAGGAGGGCAAGUUGCCUGUCAGGAUUUACGGGAUGGUUGGGUGUGUGCCGACUAAUAGCUGGUGUGGCAACGAGGAGGGCGUGGAGAGGUACGAUGGAGAACGGUUGACAGUCCGCGCGGCCAAGAUCUUCACAGACGGAGCGCUCGGGUCAUGGGGCGCUGCGAUGCACGAGCCCUACAGCGAUGCCCCGGACAAAAAGGGCUUCCUGAUUACCGAGGAGCCAGAGCUGCGCGAGCUGAUGGGAAAAUGGGUCUCGAAAGGCUUCCAGCUCGCGUCGCACGGCAUCGGCGACCGAGCCAACACCGUCGUCCUCGACAUCUACGAGUCGCUCUUGCGGAACUUGACGUUGGAGGAGGGACGGGACGGGACGGACGAUGCGGAGGUUAGGAAGACGCAGGAGAGGGUGAGGUGGAGGGUCGAGCAUGCGCAGAUUAUGACGCCGGGAGACAUCGAGCGGAUAGGUCGUCUUGGGAUCGUUGCGUCGUUCCAGCCGACUCAUGCGACGAGCGACAUGGGCUACGCCGAGCAACGCAUCGGUUCCGAGCGGAUCAAGGGCGCGUACGCGUGGCGCUCGCUGCUCAACACCGGAGCUCCCUUCGCACUCGGUUCCGACUUCCCCGUCGAGCUCGUCAACCCGUUCCACGGCAUCUACUCCGCCAUCACCCGCAAGUGGCCGAACGGAGACUCGCCCCACGGUCCCGACGGAUGGUACCCUCAGGAGCGGCUCACGAUCCUCGAAGCGCUUCGCGGGUUCACGACUUCUGCGGCCUACUCGUCUUUCUCGAUGUCGAACCAGGGCAUGCUCCGACCGUCGUACCACGCCGACUUUGUCAUCGUCAAGGGCGACCCCCUCGAGCUGGGUACGGAGCGGGAAGGCGAGACGGUGGACGAGAGGCGGACGAGGGAGCACAAGUUGCGCGAGACGGUGGUGCGGACGACGGUCGUCGGCGGGCGAGUCAUGCAUGGCAAGGGUCUGUAG